AUGUCUUCAUCUCGUCUGCUGGCCCGCUCUGCGAGGUCGACGGUCAGGCCAGAUGUGUGUGUCUUCUGCCAUGCGCGGCAGCUGUUGCCCGUCAAUUACAGCUUGCCCGUCAAUUACAGCAACACCCUCCGUUUACCGGCAAAAGCAGCACAGUCCCAUGUGUUCAAGCGAAGUCAUGCACAGAAGCUGGAUGUAAAGAGAUUGCGCGCCGACGUCGACAAGAAAGGUCGGUUCGGCUGGUACGCGCUCACAAAGAAGCAGGGUGUCCUGCUCGUCGAGAGAGACAAGGCAGAAGCCAUCUACAGCGACUUUGUGGCACACAAGGACAAGAAAGAGUAUGGGAAACUGGUCAGACAAUUCACAACAAAAUAUGGAGUCACACUCGAGGAUAUCGCCGGAUUGGCCCUGGUCACCUACUCUAUCCCUGAUCUGUCGGACGCCACAAAACGAGCCAUGCUGCCACCGAGUCAGCACAAGACCGUUGCCGGCCUUAUUCUCCAAGGAUGUGCCGAGAAUGAAGAGCCAGUCGCCAUCAAACACAUAUUGACGGCCGUGUACUUGAACACCUACACUACAGCGCCCGGAGCUCGCGACAUCGCCCUCCUCUUCCCCAAACCCGAGAUCCUAAAGUACCAAAAGACGCUUGAAAAACUCGCCAGCAAAGACGACCCGGAAGCCUUAACGCUCCAAGGCCUCUUCGCCGAACAAGCCAAGCAACCGGCGAAAGCCAGAGUCCUCUACGAGAAAGCGCUCCAGGUCAGCUGGGUCUUCACCUACGCGCCCGGCGCGCGCCACCCAGCCCAGCUCCCCAUAACGGCACCGUGGAACGCGCUGGGCCAGCUGCUAAAGACGGACAGAGACCCAGCCGUUCGCGCACAAGCCCAACACGCCUUUGCGCAGGGCGCAACCAAAGCCGACGAUCCCCUCGCUUACUUGGAGCUCGCUGCUUUCCUCGACAGGAGCAGCGUCGAGUGGCUGAGAUGCAUCAGCAAGGCCGCCGCUUCGGGUCACCGCGAGGCCAUGGUGCAACUCGCCGAGUUCUACCGCGACGCUGCCUCGAGCGAGGCGUCGCUCUUGCAGGCGGAUCCCUCGGGGAAGCUGAAGCAGGCGCUGGACUGGGUGGUGGGGUGGCGGCAGGGCAGCGUGGAGAAGCUGGCUGUCGAGUGGUUCGAGGCGGCUGGGGGCGCUGGGCACAAGGGCGCGUUGCUGCAGUUGGCGGAUUGGUAUGAGAGUGUGGGGGAGACGGGGAAAGCGAGGGAUGUGUUGCAGCGUAUCGUUGUGCCUGGUGCGGGUGUGGAGGAGUGGCCGCAGAUGGUGCAUCAGGCGAAGGGGCGGCUGAGCAGGAUCAGAACGAAGUAG
This is a messenger RNA of Ascochyta rabiei, 1359 nucleotides long. RefSeq lists its product as uncharacterized. The transcript has 2 exons. Lineage: Eukaryota; Fungi; Ascomycota; Dothideomycetes; Pleosporales; Didymellaceae. The coding region runs from base 1 to 1359 and encodes 452 amino acids. The record is from RefSeq and is a predicted model, not a curated record. Gene Ontology annotation, molecular function: protein binding.